Molecule: messenger RNA, 543 nt
Organism: Aspergillus affinis
Lineage: Eukaryota; Fungi; Ascomycota; Eurotiomycetes; Eurotiales; Aspergillaceae
Product: putative pathogenesis associated protein Cap20
Exons: 2
Coding region: 1-543 (180 amino acids)
Source: RefSeq, a predicted model, not a curated record
AUGGGCGACACUUCGGUUAACGGCGAACAGCCUCACUCUUACUUCUUCGACCACCUGGCGUCGUACCCUGUGGUUUCCGACUCAAUCAUCGUGCUCAAGAGCAACAAGAUCGGCGCAAAGUACCUGGAAAUUGCCGAUCAAGGAUACAUCCGUCUCGCCAAACCGCUCCUUCCUUACCUAUCCAAACCCUACGGUUUUGUCGCUCCCUACGUUGCUCGUGUCGACUCGCUCGGUGACAAGAGUUUGACCAAGAUUGACUCGACGUUCCCCUUCAUCACGCAGGACACGGAGACCCUCAAGACGACGAUCCAGGAUGGCGCAUAUUACCCGGUGCGCUUGGCCAGCGAUGUGAAGGUACAUCUCUUCGACCUGUACGGCUCCGAGUACAAGAAAUGUGGCGGUGAUGGACCUCUGGCGAGCGGCAAGGCCCUGAUCACCACCGGUCUGGUGUUGAGCCAGGAGUCGCUGGACUACCUAAGCUCUCUGCUACAGAAGAAAAAGGCGCAGGUCAAGGAUGCCGUCAAUGACCAGACUGAUGGCUAG